Knipowitschia caucasica is the source of this 882-nucleotide messenger RNA. The record is from the annotation of a GenBank genome assembly. Lineage: Eukaryota; Metazoa; Chordata; Actinopteri; Gobiiformes; Gobiidae.
AUGGGUAGGAGGGUCACAGACUCUACAAAUCCAGUGCCUACUCUGGGAGUUCCUCUAGCUGGGGGGAGAUGGGGUCCACUGUGCAAUGUUGGGGUGCAGACUUCACCGAGACUAAGAGUUCUCUGCUCAAUCAAGCGAAAAAGCAGACAGCCCUCCACCUCACAGCUUCCGCUGCCCAUAGCAACCACAAAAUCAACACACGUGGAGGCAGCUGCCAUCCCCAGUGACAACAGUCUGCCAGUGUCCAAAGAGACGUCUCAGAAUGAGAUCAACAGCUUGACACAAGACGACAUGGGGUCACAGGGAUCUGGCAGUGGCAUUUACUGUCAGAUCAAAGCAAUACAGAGUAAUCCCAAGGACGCACAAGGUAAAAAGACAGCCCGCUAUGCAAAUGGCAGCGUGGUUACCUCAGACGUUGUGGGUGGAGUGUGUAGUGAGACCACAGAUGGCAAAGAGCCAAACAGGGAGAGGAGAAGAGUCCAGUCCCUGCGAGGAGCGCAUGGACCGCGGGGACUCCAGGGACAGCUUCAGACUGUGGAGGAGAACCUAGUGUCCAACCAGGAGAAGAUCAAAGUACUUCUCAACGUCAUUCAAGACUUGGAGAAAAGCAAGGCACUCAGCGAAGGUCGAACCUCAUACAGAACUGGUCAAGACAUAAACGACUGCUCCACUUGCCAAAAGACGGCAUGCAUCAUCUACAGUGUGGAGCAUGAUUUCCGGCAGCAAGAAGGACGUUUCCAGGGAGUCAUGGAGGCUCUGGAGGGGGAGUACGAUGUGCCUGUAACCACUCAGACUAAAACAAUGCCAGCCUCCUCCUCCAGCCGUGCCAGCACCAAGGCAAAAGUCAAGAAACUGCGUAAAAAGUGUUUCUGGUGGCUUUAA